Molecule: messenger RNA, 1839 nt
Organism: Pistacia vera
Lineage: Eukaryota; Viridiplantae; Streptophyta; Magnoliopsida; Sapindales; Anacardiaceae
Product: protein HGH1 homolog
Exons: 12
Coding region: 1-1839 (612 amino acids)
Molecular function (GO): protein binding
Source: RefSeq, a predicted model, not a curated record
AUGGCCACCGAGAUGGAAGAGUUGCUGGAUUUUCUAUCUUCUCCAUCUCCUCCAUUGAAGAAGGCAGCUGUUGAUAUUAUUCGGGGAUUAACCGGGUCUGAUGAUGGCCUGCAGUCGCUUUCCAAGUAUGCCAAGAUGGCGUUGCCACCACUGUCUCGGCUUUUGAGUGAAAAUAAGGAGGUUUCAGAACCUGCAGCUGAAGCACUUGUAAAUCUAUCCCAGAAUUCUCAAUUAGCUGUGAAGAUGGUUCAAAUGGGUAUGAUUAAAACGGUUAUGGAUUUGUUAUAUAAGCCAGACUCAAGUAUUACACGAUUGCUGGUUAUGCUUUUAGUGAAUCUCACACAGUUGGAUGAUGGCAUCUCUUCCUUGCUUCAGACUGACGAUGAGCGGAUUCAAGGAUUGUAUCUUAUGAAGCUUGUAAGAUCUUUCUGUAGAUCCUCCGGUGAAACUAGUGAUGAUCCAUUUGAACAUGUUGGUUCCAUACUGGUAAAUAUUUCGAAGAAAGAAGCAGGAAGGAAGAUUUUAUUGGACCAAAAUCGAGGACUGCUAAAGCAGAUUAUUAGACAAUUUGAUUCAACUAGUCCGUUGCGAAAGAAAGGGGUUUCUGGAACAAUUCGGAACUGUUGUUUUGAAGCUGAGCAUCAGUUGCAGAAUCUGCUUCUGAUUUCUGAGUUUCUUUGGCCAGCUCUACUACUUCCAGUUGCUGGCAACAAAAUAUAUAGCGAAGAAGACAUAUCGAAAAUGCCACUUGAACUUGGAAGUGCUCUAAGGAUUGAGCGUGAACCAGUUGAUGAUCCUGAAAUUCGUGUUCAAGCACUGGAAUCUAUUUACCUUCUCACAUUGCAGGAGGCAGGCCGGAGAGCCUUUUGGUCUUUAAAUGGACCAAGAAUAUUACAAGUUGGCUAUGAGGAUGAGGAAAAUCCAAAAGUUAUGGAAGCAUAUGAACAAGCUGGCUCCUUGGGGAAGGUCACUUUUCAGAUGAAUGAGGCGUUAUGUAGGGAGUACACUGAGGUGGAAGUGAAGGACGCUUUGCAACAAAUGCAUCCUUCAAAAGCUCCGCGACCGGAUGGUUCUUUCCCUUCAACCCUGAAUCACACCUUUAUUACUUUAAUCCCCAAAAAGAAAACUCCCAUCAGAGUGGCUAAUUAUAGACCCAUAAGCUUGUGUAAUGUAGUUUACAAAUUAGUUGCUAAAGUUCUUGCAAAUAGGCUGAAAAUGGUGCUAAAUGAUAUUAUUGGGGAAACUCAAAGUGCGUUUGUACCGGGGCAUCUAAUUAUUGAUAAUGUUUUGAUAGCCUAUGAGAUCAUGCAUUUCUUGAAGCUGAAGAAAAAAGGAAAAAAAGGUUUUAUGUCGUUGAAGUUAGAUAUGAGCAAAGCAUAUGAUAGGGUCGAGUGGGGUUUUCUGAAAACUAUUAUGGAGGUUGAGAUAGAGGAGAAUAGAAGAGUUCAAGCCCUUUUGGAGCAGUAUGAAGCUGUUUCUGACUGUGGGACUUUGGAAGGAUAUUCAGAAAAAAUUGUUUUGUGUGAUGGGAAUAGGGCUGAUAGGCAAAUUUGGGGUCGUGAAAGGAAUGGGGUGUUUAGUGUUAGAAGCUAUUAUAAGUUUAUAAUGGCUCAGCAGACUUCACAAGUUGCUAAAUCCUCUUCUUCGCGUGUUCAAAGUGUGGUCUGGAAAAACAUUUGGAAAAUGCCGGUGCUUAAUAAGAUCAAAAUAUUUGCAUGGCGUGCUUGUAAUGAUGGAUUUCCUACGAAGGAGAAGUUAUUAGGAAAACAAGGCCCUACCGAUGUGCGAUGUAAUCUGUGUCAUGGUGAACCUGAAGGGCUAUAUCAUGCUUUGGUGUAA